Boeremia exigua is the source of this 2776-nucleotide messenger RNA. RefSeq lists its product as uncharacterized. The coding region runs from base 86 to 2776 and encodes 896 amino acids. The record is from RefSeq and is a predicted model, not a curated record. NCBI's taxonomy places the organism in Eukaryota, Fungi, Ascomycota, Dothideomycetes, Pleosporales, Didymellaceae. The transcript has 2 exons.
AUCCUUCCUCUCGUUUGGCCAACAGUCGCUACGGUGUUCACUUUCUGUACGCAGCAUGUUUGGAUGAGCUGCGCAACGCGAAGGCAUGCUUCUGCAGUACUCGCUCGUGGCCCUCUGUCUGGCCCCUCUGUCCAUCGCUAUCAGAUUCCAGGGCCGCGGUAGCGCAGACCACACGGCCGCCCCCUACUUUAACAUCACAACAAAUGUCGAAUCUGCGAUAGCAACGGCGACUGCUGCGCCGGCAGUGUCUUUAUCCAGUUACUAUAUCGCUGGCACAGCAUCCUCCAGCGGCUAUCAGGAUCCCAGGCCUACCGGGACGGGACUGGUAGGUGGCUCUAAUGUCCAAAAUUCUACGCGAAGCAACGCAUCAUGCACUGUGCAUAUUCCGGGGGCGAACAUCAAGUCGUGGUUUCCUGUGACCUUCCUCCAGCCGAUCGCUACGAUCACUAAUAAAUGGGGUAACUACUCGCAUUCGAGGACCUACACAUUCGUGCCACACACGACAACCUUUAACGCCGCGAGCGCCCUCGAGACUGAGGCGUUAUGCACCUAUGGAUGGAAUACGUACACCGACUGGGACUGGACGGCCUGGGAAUGUCUUCCGUACACUGAGAAACCGACUGCCGCCAGCACCGCUACGGUCUUCAGAUCGGCUGUUCCACCGGUGCCGGCGGGUAACACGAUGUAUCAGUACGACGUCUGGGAGUACGACAUCGCGCUCACAGAGCUUCCCUCGCCGACCACAGCCAUCUCCGUCGCUCCAAACUCUACAUCUCUGGAGACGAUGCCGACCCCGUAUGUUGAGAUCACGGCUUACGAGGUCGAGCGCGGGAACAGCACCGAGACCGUGCAGUUGAGCUCCGUCUACCUGCAGUCCUACGGCGAAGGCAUUGGGAAUAGUGCUGUAGCCACCGGUUCGGUACCCGCUGGAUUCCUGGAGCAGAUCCCGCAGUCCACCUGCGUGGGCGGAAGUCUGCAAGCCGUGGUCACGGUGCUCAUCUUCGUCGAGAUGUUCUACCUCCACUACGCCCACUUCGAGCCCGGCGAUUUUCACUGGGAGUCGUCAGCUCCUGGCUGGGAAGUCGAGGCUCCGUGGGGGGUCGCGGACCCGACGUCGACCUAUCUGGUGCCAACCGUGGCGGAUUGGGAUCUGUCUGCAACGACCGCGCCGGCAGAGGUGGAGUUCACCAAGGCGGGAAGUCCGGUAACGGCAAGACCUGGCGUGGUCGAUGGGUCCAACAAACAGACUAAGCCACCGCCAACACGCACUGUGGGGAACGUUGGCACGGCUCCUGUGGUGGUAGGCCCGUCUUCUGUUGUUGUGGUGGGCUCGCAGACUUUGAUACCGGGAGGCCCGGCUGUGACCGUUGGCGGCACGCCUGUCGCCCUGGCUCCGUCAGGGGGCGCGAUUGUAGUGGGAGGGACGUCAUUGCCGCUGCCUCAGCACCAGAAUCCUGCGCACCAGCAGACAGUCGGAUCGCUUGGGACAGUCCCGGUAGUGGUUGGGCCUUCGUCUAUCGUGGUCGUUGGCACCCACACACUACGGCCUGGAGGUACGCCCGUUGCGAUCGCACCCGGGACCACUGUGUCGCUUGCGCCCUCCGGUGCGGCGCUGGUCGUGGGGGCUACGACUUCGCUGCUGCCGCAAAACCCAGGACCCGCGCCCCCGGUGUUGACGAUCGGGUCUACGACGUUUGUCCCCAACGCUGCCACCCAGUUUCUUGUCGCGCCUGGGCAAACCCUGACGCCUGGCGGCACUGCUGUUGUUGAUGGGACGGAGGUUAGCCUUGACGCCUCGGCUGCCUUUGUGGUGGUAGGCAGCUCAACACAGAUGCUGGCGUCGCCAAGCCAUGUAGCAGGAGAGUUCCACAACGCACUACCAGAGUUGGUGUUCGGUGGGUCAACGUUCACUGCUCUACCUACAGGUAGUAUAUUAGACACCUCCCCGGGCAGCAGUCCCGGUGAGAACACACCUCACCAGAACCAGGACAUCCAGAACGGCCAAGCAGGAAACGGCCCGACCUUCGUUAUAUCAGGCCAGACCCUCGCACCAGGCGGCGCACCCAUCACAGUCUCAGGCUCAACGCUCUCUCUAGCCCCAUCCGGAGCAUUUCUGGUAAUCGACGGAUCGACGACGACCCUCGCCACACCAGCUGCAGCCGCAGCAGCCCACACCACACCGCCCCCGCUAACAAUCGGCAACGGCGUCUUCAAACCCCUCCCCGGAACAGGCACAACCUACCAAAUCGGCACUGCCCAGCUCACCCCCGGCGGCCGCAUCCUCGUCGCCGGCACCACCCUCUCCCUCGCCCCCGGCGCCACAGCCCUCGUCGUCAACGGCGCCACCACCCUCCUCUCCGCAGAACCGCAGCCCGUUACUACGGAGGCCCCGCUGCUCACGAUCGGCAGCCAGAUAUACACCGCCGCGCCAGGCGGCACCACGUUCGUUAUCCGCGGGCAGACGCUCACCCCCGGCGGGACUGUUACGGUGGAUGGGACGACGAUUGUGCUCGCGCCUGGGGCUACGAGGGUUGUGGUCGGGAGUCAGGGGCGGAGUACGACUGUGACGCUGUUCCCCGCGACCACGACGCGGGAUGCGCCCCUGACGACGACGACGACGGCGGCGGAGGCGAGCGAGCGCGAGCGCGGUGGCGAGGGGGUUGCGGCGACGAGUUCGAGAGGGGCGGCGGCGGCGGCGGCGCGGGCUCCUCCUGCUGCUGCGGCGGCGGCGCUGCUGGGGGUUGGGGGGGUGGGGUGGUGGGUUGGGGGUUUUUGA